CAAUCCCCGCCAUGACAGACCGGCACGUGACGUAGGGUAAGUUCCUGCUGUGGCUUAAGGGAAACAUAUCGACAUUCAGCCACGGGAGAAUCGCACUUUGCGGCCUGUGGAAGCUCCCUCCCUGAGCGAUGGCCUCACCAGUCUCAGUCUACAACUCCAACGCCCUGGACACACACAUCUCCAGUACCUCCAGAGAGUCCCUGAAGAUGGAGUUGUUGGCGGAUGUGUCUCUGCUGCCAGGGGAGGAAAGAAUUAUCGAUAAAGAAACCAUGUACAUCUGCCCCUUCAAUGGAGCUGUUAAAGGCAAAGUGUUGAUCACCAACUACAGACUAUACUUCAAGAGCUCAGAUGCUGAUGUGGAUGUGAUGCUGGAUGUUCCUCUGGGUGCCAUCAGCCGGGUGGAGAAGAUGGGCGGGGCGUCGAGCAGAGGAGAAAACUCCUACGGCUUGGAUAUCACCUGCAAGGACAUGAGGAACCUGAGGUUUGCCUUGAAGCAGGAAGGUCACAGCAGACGGGACAUCUUUGAGCUCCUCUUCAAAUUCGCCUUCCCCCUCUCACACGGUCUGCCACUGUUUGCAUACGUGACUCAGGAGAAGUACGCGGAGAACGGCUGGGCCAUCUACAAACCCGUAGAGGAGUUCAGACGCCAGGGCUUACCAAAUAACAAGUGGCGUAUCACAUUCAUCAAUAAGAACUACGAGCUGUGUGACACCUACCCCACUGUGUUGGCCGUACCCUUUAAAAGUAAAGAGGAGGACCUGAGACGAGUGGCUGCCUUUAGGUCCAGAGGACGCAUACCGGUUCUCUCAUGGAUCCACCGGGAGAACCAGGCCGUGAUCUGUCGCUGCAGCCAGCCUCUGGUUGGGAUGUCUGGCAAAAGAAACAAGGACGACGAGCGCUACCUGGACAUGAUCCGGGAGGCAAACGACACCACAAAGCUCACCAUCUACGACGCUCGGCCCAGCGUCAACGCUGUCGCCAACAAGGCCACAGGAGGAGGCUACGAGGGUGACGAGUACCAAAACGCAGAGCUUGUCUUCCUGGACAUCCAGAAUAUCCACGUCAUGAGGGAAUCCCUGAAGAAACUCAAAGACAUUGUCUACCCCAAUGUGGAGGAAUCCCAUUGGCUGUCCAGUCUAGAGUCUACACAUUGGCUAGAACAUGUUAAGCUGGUGUUGUCGGGAGCCAUCCAAGUAGCAGACAAGGUUUCCAGUGGGAACUCGGUGGUGAUUCACUGCAGCGACGGCUGGGACCGGACUGCUCAGCUCAGCUCUCUGGCCAUGCUGAUGCUGGACAGUCACUACCGCACGCUCCGAGGAUUCCAGGUGCUGAUUGAGAAGGAAUGGAUCAGCUUUGGGCACAAGUUUGCCUCAAGGAUAGGCCACGGUGACAAGAACCACGCAGAUCAAGACAGAUCGCCCAUCUUUGUUCAGUUCAUCGACUGCGUAUGGCAGAUGACCAAACAGUUUCCUACAGCGUUUGAGUUUAACGAGCGCCUCCUGCUGACCAUCCUGGAUCACCUCUACAGCUGCUGCUUCGGGACGUUCCUCUACAAUUGCGAGAGUAUGCGAGACCAGCAAGAGGUGAGGUUGAAAACAGUGUCUCUGUGGUCCCUGGUCAACAGUAAGAUGGAUAUGUAUUUAAACCCCUUCUACACCCCCGAGUCGGGCAGGGUCCUCUACCCCGUCGCCAGCAUGCGCCACCUAGAGUUGUGGGUAACAUACUACAUCCGCUGGAACCCUCGCAUACGGCAGCAGCAGCAGAGUCCAGUGGAGCAGCGCUACAAGGAGCUGUUGGCCCUCCGAGACGAGUACCUGAAGAAGCUGGAGGCGCUGGAGCUAUCUGGCUCUUCUCCUUCCUCCCGUCUGGCUAACACCCCCAACAACCCCGCCUCCUCCACACCCCCACAGCAAUACACACAGCUGCAAACUCCCCUUUGAGGGCUCAUGACAUCACACGCACGCUCUCAAAUACACCUGUUGACUUGCACUUAUGUCCUCUUCACUCUGAUUUCUGUCCGUCUCUAACACACGCAGGGAAUUAAUGAGUAUUUUGCAGUUCUAACUGUUGAUAAAAAAAGAAUGCUAAUCCGAUUUAGAUUUGAUAGGGUUGUUCUAACACCAUAGUGGUGACGAUGGUGAUUUAUGCAAUAUGUCACAGUACAGCCUUCUACACAAACACACACACACACACACACACACACACACACACACACACACACACACACACACACACACACACUCUCGCCAUACAGGGAAGCCUUAAAGACAUUCAGUGGCUUUCAGUCCAAGGGCUUGAACACACAGGACACCCAGUGGAUGUGUAACGGCUUUCACACAAGCUUUCCUCUGUACGCCCUAAUCUGAUAUAACAGAAACCGCCGCACAACAACAUUUAGGAUUAUUAUCUACUAUAGGUAGACACCCCCCCUUUGUUUCCACUCUUUGAGCUAAGCGAGAAAAGCCAAAGUCAGGAGAAAAAUAGACAAUAGAUUUUCUUGGAAACUAAAAUAAGUUCAAAGUUGGAUGUCAGAACACUGCUAUGUGUCAGCUCACCUACGUCCUGCCUACGUCCUGCUACAGAAGCGUUGGUGUCCUGUGUGAACAGAGCGAAAUCAAUAGAAACAAUUCUCACCUCUCCCACUUCUUCCUUCUUGCUGCACUGCUUCUGAGUGUUGCCUUUCCCUUAAGGAAUCGAUUAGAACUGCCGCAGAGCUCACGCAGCGGAGUCGGAGGCUCUGAGCUGCGGCGGUGAACGUCACUGUACGCGUCCAGCUAAGUGUAUAUAUCAAGUGUGUCAGAUUUGGAUGGGUUGAUGUGGAAUUUGUUGCUUAUCACCCGAGGAGAAAACCUAGAGCUGUCGGCCACAUGUAUUUUGCCACUGCUUUCUGCUACGCUCCCCUAAGCAGUAUUUCCCAGCUCUUCCUAAGCUAUGGCCCUGAGAGCAAAUGCAGUUCUAGCCAACUGACAGAGGUCACUUAGAAGUGAACAAGUAAUUACCUUUUUAUGAAUGCAGCUUUGGUAGGGUCUGAAAUAUAUUUUGGGUGCUCAAGAUUUUCUAGGGACAUGAAGUGGUGCUGGCCUCUGAUCCUGGAUCACCUCUUGUGCUUCUAUGUUCUCACUAAACGCAGGCCAUGGAUGGAGAAACCAGCCUGGUCCAUUAUAGCCUUACCAUGCCACGCCAUAAUGGAAAGUGAGCAGAAAUCAACCAGUUAGCUCUUACUUCCCUUGAAGAGUGUAAUUCUGAUAUUCUUUCCAUCCACCACUGAAAAGUCCCAUGUAAAAAAACGCACGUGUUCUCCUAGCACAUGUGUCUUUUGGACAGGUGUUUUCUUUCCCGCUCAUUGUAAUUAAAUAUGACGUAGGUCAGUUUUUACAUUAGAAAGCCAAGUUUUAGUCAAUAAAUAGUGUUUCUAUUUUUCAGUUAUCUAAUUGGUUUACGUAGUUUGCUGGGAUUGUUUACAACUACUUACUUGGUUGUCUGACUGCUCAUGUUUCUGCCCACUGCAGAUUACAGCUUUGUGUAGCUAACGGGCUGUUGAUGUCUCCACAAGACAUAUCAUUAUAACUAAUAGGAAGGAUGGGGAACGCUAUUCAGAAAUAAGGUGAAGCUAUGGGAAUUAGUCUUGAUUGUAUGUGGAAAAUAAAAACGUAAAUUUCACAUUGGAAAUUCUAUGGAAGAUAGUCUAACAACGGACCACAUUCUUUCUUUUGGAAAAGAAUGUCAAAAAUAUAAAAAUGAUUUAUAUGUCAAAAUAAUGAGGUUUAAAUGAUUACAUUAAGUCAAAGCUAUACAAUUUAGUUUAGUAUGUAUAUUUUAGUUUUUAUUCAAUUUUUUUCAUCUCAAAAUGGUGAGACAGUGCUAUCAAAAGUAUGGCCUAGUUUCUUAGAAUUCUGAUUUUAAGUUGAAAUAAAAUUGAAAACAAAAUAAGACUCAUAAUUUUGACUUAAUAUCUGUUUUCUUCUUUUUUCUGACUCAAAUUAAAUUCUAAAGUAAUAACACAUGAAAACCAACCUGUCCAGAAUGCACUUCCUGUGUGUGGGUGAGCGUAAACUAGCCUGAUGUGAGGAUUUUGCUGCUAAAUACCAAGGGCUCCCAUUUUGGUUAUUUUGAAAACAUUUGACACAAGGUCUGACAGAAGAAGAAUGACUGUCUAUCACAAAUACAUGUACUGUAUCAUUCAGUCUGUCAACAUGAUAAGACUGUUUACUACAAUGGCUCUUGCAUUUAGGUUAUCUCCCCCCCUUUUCAAUCUCAGUCUGGUAGUCCUCAGUCUCUGGCACUUAUGCAAUGUCGGCCACUCAAUAUAUAUCUGGGUUUUAUUACUGGAGUACUGUAAGUUGAGGAUUGGAGUGUUGUGUGCAGGGCUUUAAAAUGACACCUGCCAACCCACCAAAUACGGGUAAAAAUUAACUUUUUUUGGGUUAACAUUGUAGACUUACUAGCCAAUUUGGCUGGUGAUGAAUAAAGCAAAUAACACUGCGUCUGUUUAAAUCAGCUGGCUGAAGAAAUUCUCCCAAAUUUCUUGGCAGAAAACAACAGAAAUUAUUUGUGUGUUUGCCUUGGAAACGUAAUCUUUAUCUGGCAACACUGAUCCUUGUACGAACCUUAUAUUUCCCAUAACACUUUCUCUUUGAAAAGAAGUAGUAAAGUAAGUUAGGAAAAAAACAACACGUGGCUAGUGGAAAAUCUGAUUGGCUGGUAACUUUGAAAAUCUACUAGC
This is a messenger RNA of Etheostoma cragini (Arkansas darter), 4723 nucleotides long. It is a transcript of the gene mtm1, whose product is annotated as myotubularin 1. Gene Ontology annotation, molecular function: phosphatidylinositol-3,5-bisphosphate 3-phosphatase activity. The record is from RefSeq and is a predicted model, not a curated record. The coding region runs from base 129 to 1940 and encodes 603 amino acids. Gene Ontology annotation, cellular component: plasma membrane. NCBI's taxonomy places the organism in Eukaryota, Metazoa, Chordata, Actinopteri, Perciformes, Percidae. Gene Ontology annotation, biological process: negative regulation of autophagosome assembly; muscle cell cellular homeostasis; dephosphorylation. The transcript is spliced from 17 exons.